GGUCGACUCCGCACAAGCGUGGGGACUGCCCACGGCGCAAUCUUUCCGGUCUCCUCGUCGAGUCCGCUUCUGUUUAUGAAACGUGGAGGCCAAGCGCCAGAAGUGAUUUCUGAAAGCGGGCUUGAAGAAGUGACUCCCUGAGGACUUAGUGCUAAGUCGCAUCAGUAAAUUGAGGUUUCCUGCUGAGCUGAAUAGAAGCAAUUGUCCCCUGCCCCUUGCCCUGCAUUUUUGAAAAAUGCAAUGCCAUAGUUGAGAUUCUGUUUUGACAUCACUGUAUAUUUUUCUGGGUAUAACACUGAAAACAGUUUAUUUUAGAUUGUAAUAUAUUGCAUGAAAAUUUUUUCUUUGGAAACACAUUUUCCUAAUAACAUAGGGGUGAAGCAGUGUGCAUUACAAAAAAGUCCUGGUCAUAGAGGUAUAUGAUGUGAACAAGCUACCCAUUCUUACUGCUUAUGCUAGGUUUUAUUUUGAACACUUGGAAUUUCCUGCUUUGUCCUGUGGUUCUUCUCUUCAAUUUGCUUGGCUUUCAUUUUACAGUCCAUCUGUAUGUAUUUUUUGUCUGACCAGCAUUUGUAUCUGUUUUUCAAACGAAUUUGUAGCACUUCUCCUUUCUUCACUUCUUGUUUGGUGUUCUCCAUUGCUCUGAUUUCAAGCCCUGUUGUGGAAAACACUUAAAACUCUUUUACCAAGCUUUUUGUUCCCUUGUGUGUAUUUGAUAAUAAUACCUUAUACCUGAAAUGGGGAAUCAUCUUCCUUCCCGUGACUAUUAGAAAUGGAACAGAGCUUCAGUAAAACCAGCCACAUAGACAAAAAAUGGUGAGGGAGGAAGGGAAGUCCAGUGACUUAAUGGUUCCUGGGAGCUACAAUUGUUCCCUCUGUGCCACUUCUGGAAACUUUAGAAAUAUUCUUUAGAUUACUGAUGUUUGUGGAAAAUGUGAGAAUGCAAUGUUUCCUGUAUCUUACUGAGUAGGAUUCUGGAUUUCUGUGUUAUUUCUCUUCUGUCUUUUACUUGGAUAUUUGCAAGUUGCUGCUGCCACCACCUACUUUGUUUAUAUAACAUUUAUUCCACAGCUUUUUUCUAGUCCUAGUCUAGUCAAAUCCAGAAAAAAACAAUUCAAAGCUUCAACAUUUUGGGAGUGUGUGUCAGCUGUAAUUGUGUCUCCCUUAAUAGGUGAAGUUUACUGUAAACUUGGCUGUGCCUUUUAUAGGGUCAGAGUUCAGUGGAGCGCAGGAAAACUUCUCCUGCACCAGGUCUGGCAUGCAUUAAGGAAGAUAAUGCAUCCUAGUAGUCUGAAUAAGAGGAAAUUUUGUUUUGUUCCAAAUCAAUGAUAAUUAGUAUACUUCCAGUGGAGUCCUGUUAUCUGAGAUACUGCAGUUGGUGCUAAACAAAGAAGCCCUGUAGCGUGGUGAUAACUGAUGUUGUGUGUCAGUUCUUGUAAAUAUUCUGAUUUCUCAGUUACCUGUACCUGCCUUGGCAUUGUCUGAGUUCGGUUUUGUGGCACGGCUGUGCUGUGCCUGGUGGUGCAGUGCCAGGUGGCACAGAGUGUUUGUUAUCAAGGGCCUCAGGAACUGGGUGUCAUCAUCUCCUGCUGGAAACAAGGCCCCUUAAUUCUAAGCAUCUUGCCUUUAUCCUCAGAAUCAACAAACAUCAAGAUAAAGGCACAAAAAUGACAGAGUUUUGGCUGAUUUCUGCUCCUGGGGAAAAAACCUGUCAACAGACAUGGGAGAAGCUACAUGCAGCAACUACAAAACAUAACAAUCUUUCUACUAAUUCAAAGUUCAAUAUUCCGGACUUGAAGGUUGGCACACUGGAUGUUUUGGUUGGUUUGUCAGAUGAGCUGGCUAAACUGGAUGCAUUUGUGGAGAGUGUUGUAAAGAAGGUGGCUCAGUAUAUGGCUGAUGUUCUAGAAGACAGUAAAGAUAAAGUUCAGGAGAAUCUUCUGGCUAAUGGAGUUGACUUGGUCACCUAUAUAACAAGGUUCCAAUGGGAUAUGGCCAAAUACCCAAUCAAGCAAUCCUUGAAGAAUAUUUCAGAAAUUAUUGCAAAGGGAGUAAACCAGAUUGACAAUGAUCUAAAAGCAAGAGCCUCGGCAUACAAUAAUCUGAAAGGGAAUCUUCAGAAUUUGGAAAGAAAGAAUGCGGGAAGCUUGCUAACCAGAAGUCUUGCUGAUAUUGUAAAGAAAGAGGACUUUGUACUUGAUUCAGAAUAUUUGGUCACAUUAUUAGUGAUUGUGCCGAAGUUAAAUUACAAUGACUGGGUUAAGCAGUAUGAAACGCUAGCAGAGAUGGUUGUUCCACGUUCCAGCAAUGUACUCUUUGAGGACCAAGACAGCUACCUUUGUAAUGUCACCUUGUUCAGGAAGGCAGUGGAUGACUUCAAGCACAAAGCCAGAGAAUAUAAAUUUAUGGUCCGUGACUUCCAGUACAAUGAAGAAGAGAUGAAAGCCGAUAAAGAAGAAAUGAAUAGACUGUCAACUGACAAGAAGAAACAGUUUGGGCCUCUGGUUCGGUGGCUUAAAGUCAAUUUCAGUGAAGCUUUCAUUGCAUGGAUUCAUGUGAAAGCAUUACGUGUUUUUGUUGAAUCUGUUUUAAGGUAUGGUUUGCCAGUUAACUUCCAGGCAAUGCUGCUUCAGCCUAAUAAGAAAACAAUGAAGAAACUGAGGGAAGUUCUGUAUGACUUAUACAAACACCUUGACAGCAGUGCAGCAGCUAUCAUUGAUGCAACUAUGGAUAUUCCAGGUUUAAACCUCAGCCAACAGGAGUACUACCCAUAUGUGUACUACAAGAUCGAUUGUAAUUUGCUGGAAUUCAAGUAAAAGUUCCCUAACAUGACAAUCUUCUCGGUGUUGGUGUAAACAAACAGAAGUGAGGUUGAAGUAUAGUAAUACUUUAAACAUUCUACUAAUCAUAUGCUUGCUUCUUAUGUUAGGUGACUUGAACACACCGUGGUCCAUCUCUAGACAUUUUCUUUUUAAAGAACAGUGUAGGUAACCAGCUUUUAAUCGACUAUGUCUGUAAAUGUAUAUUGAGAGAAUUUAAGUAUUUAUAAACAGAGUGAUUUAUUUAAGGAAAAGCUUAUCCCUCUUUCAUAUGGUGGUCUGUGUUAAUUCCAUUUACUGUUGUUUAUAAAAAAACUUGUUUACAGAAGACUAGUGUAAAUGUUCAUGGCCAUUUUGUUCAUUUGAUUUAGUAGAUACAACUGUGUUAACAUUGUUGAACUGUGAUGUAAAGUAUGUAAAAUUGGUAUGAAAUUGUGCUUUCUGAAUGGUUUAAAAUUACAAUUGAUGCACUGUAAACACAGGGAAAAUAAACAUACCUGUGCAAAUGUGUCACUUUCUUGUACCACAUAAAAUUGUAGAUACUUGUGUCUAAACUGAA
Molecule: messenger RNA, 3378 nt
Organism: Parus major (Great Tit)
Lineage: Eukaryota; Metazoa; Chordata; Aves; Passeriformes; Paridae
Gene: ATP6V1C1
Product: ATPase H+ transporting V1 subunit C1
Exons: 13
Coding region: 1668-2816 (382 amino acids)
Biological process (GO): proton transmembrane transport
Cellular component (GO): lysosomal membrane; vacuolar proton-transporting V-type ATPase, V1 domain
Molecular function (GO): proton-transporting ATPase activity, rotational mechanism
Source: RefSeq, a predicted model, not a curated record